This is a messenger RNA of Rattus rattus (black rat), 919 nucleotides long. It is a transcript of the gene Ube2r2, whose product is annotated as ubiquitin conjugating enzyme E2 R2. Bases 551 to 778 code for a protein of 75 amino acids. Lineage: Eukaryota; Metazoa; Chordata; Mammalia; Rodentia; Muridae. The record is from RefSeq and is a predicted model, not a curated record. The transcript is spliced from 2 exons. Gene Ontology annotation, biological process: ubiquitin-dependent protein catabolic process; protein polyubiquitination. Gene Ontology annotation, molecular function: ubiquitin conjugating enzyme activity.
CUCUGCUCUGUCGCUCCCGCGGCGCGAGGCGCUCUCGCUCUCCUCCUCCGCCCCUCCCCCUGCGCAGCCGCCGCCGCCGCCGCCGCCGUCCCGAGACCCCAGCGCACGGCGCGCCCUCCCUCGUGCGCCCCUCCGGCCCCCGCGGAGAACGAGAGGGCAAGCGAGCACGGCGAUCCCGGGCCGGCUCGGCCCCCCUGUCUUCACCAUCGCCUGCCCUCCGCCGCCUUCCUUCGCUUCCACCUCCACUCCCCCCCCCACAAGUAGAGGCCCCCUCCGGGGGGGGGAGGCCCGGGGCCCGGAGCGGAUUCCCCCAACUCCCUUAGGCCCCCCCCCGCCCGGCCCGAGGGUGGGGAGGGCCCGGGCCGGCCCGCGUCGUGAGUGAGGAGGACCCCGGGCGGGCCCGCGGGCCGUCUGGGGCCUGGUCCGGCCCCGCCAGGCGUGUGAGGACAGGGGCCCGGCCCGGCCCGAGGGCGAGCGGAGGGGAGGGGCCUGGUCCGGCCCGGCCGGUGCGCGAGGACUGGGGCCGCGGCCCCGCACGGCCGCCGCCGCGAUGGCCCAGCAGCAGAUGACCAGCUCGCAAAAAGCCCUGAUGCUUGAGCUGAAAUCCCUGCAGGAGGAACCGGUGGAGGGCUUCCGGAUCACCCUGGUGGAUGAGUCCGACCUCUACAACUGGGAGGUGGCCAUCUUCGGACCCCCUAACACCCUCUACGAAGGCGGCUACUUCAAGAGUCUACAAACAACCAUAAAAGAUGAUAAAAGCCUCAAGAGUGCCACUUAAAGCUGAGGAUAUGUAUCUCAACUGGACUUAAAGACCAAGCAGUCUACGUUUUAUUGACCCUUUGAAUUUUAUUGUCUGUGCUCUGUUCAGAAUUAAAAGAUUCACAGAGAAGUGUAAAGAAUGUUUGUUGGAGUCACAAUU